AUGGCCAUGCUCGCAUCCAAACCAUCGUAUUCGGCCCCCGCGCUGGGCUCGUCUUCGCAAACGUCCACACAGUACAGCGCCACCUUGUCAAGCUACCGCAACCAAGGUGCUGCCUCCCGUGCAGACCACUCGCUCUAUGCUUCGCCCACCGAGUCGGAAUUUUCCGAAGUCUACGAUGCCCCGGACGCAGUCAGACACUGGGACGAAGAGAAGGUCGGAGACUGGCUGAAGCGUAUCAACUGUUCUCAAUAUGUGGAGCUGUUCAAACAAAACAACAUCAACGGCGAGAAUUUGAUGGAGAUGGACCAGACACACCUGAAAGAUAUGGGCAUUAAAAAGGUCGGCGACAGGGUCCGUAUCGGCUCGCAAGCAAAGCAGCUCCGCAACAAGGAGUACAAGAAGGCUUCCAGACGGGUGUCAAAUAGGCAAUCCCUUGCCAUGUUGGACAAUGCCGCCUAUACCCCGCCCUCGUCUGCCUCGCCUCGCCCAUCGCACUCUGCGCGCUCCAUUCCUUCUGGCUACCAAAAUGCCUCGAAGCGCAUGUCUCGGCAGAUAACCGCUUCCGAUCUGAGUUCUUAUGCCUACGGCGGUGCCAAGUCACCUUCACGUCCCAGCUCUCCUAUGGUUGAUCAAGAGUCUCGUGGCACGAGGCGCGAACGUACUUACGGCGUUGCCAGUCCUCAGGACAGCAAGAACUAUGCAUCGUCAUACAGCAGCCUGCCCCUGAGCGCAGCCAACAGCGCAGCCAAUAUGUCGUAUCGCAAUCCACGAACCACGCCCACCGAAACUCCCCAAACCGCCCGCUUCGCGAGCCACAUUCGAAAUCAGAGCAUGUCGGAGAGCGCCACUAACAGCGCCAUAUUACCAUCCGACAAGGCUGUGAUCCGAGUCAUCUACGACACGGGCCGGUCGUCUGUAAUAAAUAUUGAAGGUUGCAAAACCGCGGAUGAGAUUAUGCUCAAGACUUUGAGAAAGGGGCAGCUCAACGAGGGCCAUCUCAAGAACUACUGUUUCUAUAUCUUGGAUGGACCAGAGCCCAAGCCCGAGCUAUGCCACAGACUGAGCGAUAUCGAAGUCAUUCGGUUGUGCAAAGACUCGAAUCGACAUGAGAGAGGGCGUCUCAUCUUACGAAAGAUCCAUACUGGAGAACCUGAAGAGGAUCAGUUGAAGGCGGCCGCGGGAAUCUACCAACAGCAAAACCUGCAGCAGACGCAGAACAUCAUAGUGCCUACAAGUGAGCGAAGCAAGAAGAAGAUCCAAGAGAUCACGGGAGAGUCGUUGGCCGCAGUCAGCUAUCCGCUCUCGCCUACCUCAGCAAGGGAGCGAGAACGACAUAUUCACUCCACCGCACAACAUCUGGAAGGUCCGUCCAGAUCGCAGGCCUUUGCGACGAGAGCGCGGAAACUUAAGCAGUUCUACGGUGCACGACCGCCGAGCGAGCUCAUCACUUCAGAUCUUACAUCAUACUUUCCAGAUGUGGAAAAGGGCGAGAUUGAUAAGACCAUAAGAAUGUCGAUUCGACGGUCUCGUCGUCUUAGCCGAGCGGCUUCCCGCUUGUCUAUGGCUUCAAACUUUAGUGUUGCCUCGAGCCUAAAGGAUGCUCCUCCUCUUCCAUCUAUCGCGGACAACUGGCUUCAGAACAACAACAAUCAGGCACGCCCGCUGAGACCUCUUUCCGUUAUGCGCCUUGGCCUCCCCUCUCAGUCUGGGUACCGUGAUUCGAUAGCAUCCUCAGUCCUAGAGCCACUGGAGGAAGAGUCACCUCUCGAGCCGAACCGAAAAUCGUACGUGUCUUUUGGCGGCGAGAGUACUACAGAGAACCUUCAAGUCACCGACCCUGAAGGUCAUACGACCAUGCAGUCAUACUUCGACGACGGUGGCAGCAGUUUGGCCGGCAGCAGCGCUGGCAACACAGAGGCCGGCGAUUCACUCAACAAGCGACUUUCCGCAGCUAUCGCCGAGGAUGGCGAGGAGUACGACGACGAGCUUGCCGAUUACCUUGAGCAAGAUUCCUGGGAGAAUGUCAAGUACAUGAAGGGUGCUCUGAUCGGACAAGGUUCCUUCGGUAGUGUCUAUCUGGCGCUUCACGCCGUAACGGGCGAGCUUAUGGCUGUGAAGCAAGUUGAACUCCCAUCUGCUUCUGGAACCGCCCAGACGGAUCAGAGGAAAACCAACAUGGUGGAAGCGCUCAAACACGAAAUCGGCCUGCUCAGGGAUCUCAAACAUAAGAACAUCGUGCAGUAUCUUGGCUCAAAUUCCGACGAGCAACACUUGAACAUUUUCCUAGAAUAUGUCCCAGGAGGGUCCGUUGCCACCAUGCUUGUCAACUACGGUCCAUUGGGUGAAUCUCUCAUCCAGAACUUCGUACGACAAAUUCUCCAAGGUCUGUCUUAUCUUCACUCAAGAGACAUCAUCCAUCGUGACAUCAAAGGAGCCAACAUCCUUGUCGACAACAAAGGAUCCGUUAAGAUUUCCGAUUUCGGCAUUUCCAAGCGCGUUGAUACAUCCACCUUGCUCAACGGCGGCAAGAAAGGCGCUCAGCGCGUUUCCCCUGCAAGGUUCGGUGUUCUGGAUGGCACCGGAGGUCGUUCGUCAGACGGCGUACACCCGCAAAGCAGACAUAUGGUCACUCGGUUGCCUAAUUGUGGAGAUGUUCACCGGAGCGCACCCGCAUCCCACGUUGAGCCAACUCCAGGCCAUCUUUAA
Messenger RNA from Didymosphaeria variabile, 2706 nucleotides. RefSeq names its product ATP binding (gene STE11). The transcript has 3 exons. The record is from RefSeq and is a predicted model, not a curated record. Gene Ontology annotation, molecular function: protein kinase activity; protein binding; ATP binding. Lineage: Eukaryota; Fungi; Ascomycota; Dothideomycetes; Pleosporales; Didymosphaeriaceae. The coding region runs from base 1 to 2706 and encodes 901 amino acids. Gene Ontology annotation, biological process: signal transduction; protein phosphorylation.